AUGCACCUUCCUGCGCGCCCUUCAAGGGACAUGUGGAAUAAAGAUUCUCACAAAAAUGGGUUCACCUCGUUACAAAAGAGAAGCGGAGUUACAUUCAAUUUCUCCAUGCGAGGUGCCAUCAGGUGUUCCUUUUUGUUUAACAAACCUGAUGGGUUCUGCGGAAAUUAUGUUCGAAGGAUGAACAGUGCUCAGAAGAAUUGCACAUCGGAAGGUAGCAACUUUAUGGCCCCGGAAAAAAAGCCCUCCGAAGGAAGAAGAAAAAAACGAGUUCUGUCCGAGGAGGCCAAACGAAGCAUGCGAGAAAAACUUAGAGUCAUUAUGCGGAGCAAAUGGAGGGAGCCAGAAUUUCGCAAAAAGAUGAUGAAGUCUUUUAAGAAGAGGGGCCUUGAACACAACAAAAAAAUAUCAGAGGCCGUGAAAAACAAAUGGAAAAAUGACAUGAAUUAUAAACAGAAAACGCUGGAUGGACAACGGAGGUACUUCAUCAAACGAUAUAAAAACAAAAAAAUAGUUGCCAUUUCAGAUAAAACGAGGGAAAAAAUAUCCAAAGCUAUGAAGCAAUACUGGGUAAACAAAAAUAAGUAUGCAAAAAGGCAAGUUAACAAUAUGCAGCACAUCCAGAAGCGGAAGAAAAAGCACAAGAAAGUUUGGGAGGAUAUUUACUCCCUUAUAUUAAAUCAGAAGGUGGGGGACUUCGGCGGCUAUCAGUCGUCUUUGCAUCACAACUUGUCGAUUAAUUUGCAGGCCGCGCUUAACUGA
Molecule: messenger RNA, 759 nt
Organism: Plasmodium cynomolgi strain B
Lineage: Eukaryota; Apicomplexa; Aconoidasida; Haemosporida; Plasmodiidae
Exons: 2
Coding region: 1-759 (252 amino acids)
Source: RefSeq, a predicted model, not a curated record